AUGGCCCCUGAAACUGGAUCUGAGUGGCCGGAUAUUGAACCACCCGUUGAGACAGAGCCGAACUUUGAGUUACCGGUCUCUGAAGAGCUGCCUUCGGGCGAUGAAACUCCCUGGGAAGAGCUUCUAGCUCUAGAGAUUAGUCGAGGACCAAUUCUGGCUGAGGCCGCUCGCCAGGCUUACAUUGGUGCUGCUUAUGAGCACCUUACAAACUCGGAGAUCGAUUGGUCACUGGAUGGAGCGGUAUGCCGUGUGGUUGGGUGUCGCCGGUAUGGGUACGACUUCCGUAAUGAGUCUAAACUCAAGAAGCAUCUCAAAACCAAGUAUCAUCUUGACUUAGACGCUUCUCUUGCCCCCCUUGAUGAAGUCCCGGCGCCUGAUAGCAGCUCUGAUAAUAUUGAAGAACUACCAAGCCUUGUGGCCACUGAAGCGUCUCCUCAGUUGUGCUACAUUACUUCCAACACCGCCAAUGCCUACAUCACUGCCAAUAACCGCAAGAGUUCGUCUUGGGCCAGUGGUUUCGUCUUCGACAAGUGCAAGGUCACCUACACUGACAGCUACGGAUCCAACUUCGGCACAACGUCGCUCGGUCGACCUUGGUCUCAGUAUGCCCUUGUUGUGUACAUGAACUCUUUCCUUGACAAGCAUAUCUCUCCCCAGGGCUGGGCUCAAUGGUCUUCCAGUAACCCUCAGACAUCGAACGUGCUUUUUGGCGAAUUCAACAACACUGGCCCCGGAAACUGGACCUCCUCUCGAGCCAGCUUUGCGACAAAGCUCACUGAGUCACAGGCUGCUGCAUACUCUCUUGGAUCGUUCAUUGGCAGUACUAGCUGGCUUGACAUGAAGGCUUACAACUUUGUUCCCAGCUACGCAAUUGAUGGCUCUGGCGCAGCUACCGACCCAGAGACCGAUGACACACGGCCAGUACAUCCUUCUGACGGUACCGCUCCUCCCAAAAACGCUGUAAUUGUGUCCGUUGGAGGAGAGAAGUCAGGAUCUUACUCCACUCUCACCGACGCUCUCAAUAGUCUCCCCAAGGGCUCAACACCCCAGACCAUCUUCAUCUACGCCGGAACAUAUGAGGAGCAGGUCCCUGCGAUCAACCGACCAGGACCUGUCACCAUCAUUGGAUACACCGAGAGCGAUCCUGGAAAGACCUAUACCAGCAACCAAGUCAUCAUCACCCAAGCCAAGGGUCUCUCAGUUGCCGGUACCAUUCCCGCUGGUCGUAGCAACGCGGAUACAGCUACCAUCGCCACAGCCAGCACAAAGAUUGCCUUCUACAACGUCAAGUUCGUCAACUCGGACAACUUGGAUGGCGCUACGCCCAGCUAUGUUACUCUCGCUGCCAGUGUCUACGGAAAUGACAUCGGAUUUUACGGCUGCUCCUUCAUCGGUCGGCAGGAUACUCUUCUUACUGGCGCGACAAACGGUUACCAGUACUAUGAGAGCUCGUAUAUUGAGGACGCAAUCGACUUUAUCUGGGGAUACAGCAAGGCUUACUUCAAGGGUUGCACUCUGGCUGCUAAGCGCGCCAAAUCAGCCAUCACGGCACAGAGCCGUAGUAGCGCGAGUGCAAUCGGAGGUUACAUCUUUGACCAGUGUCUUUUCACUGAAGCUUCUUCAGCUACUGUGGAUCUCCAGGGACAGGUCUAUCUUGUCCGCCUUUACAACGCAUAUGCUCUUGUGGUAGUCAAGAACAGUUACUUGGACAGCAUUAUUCAACCCGCUGGUUGGAAGAUCUGGUCUACAACCGAUCCUCGCACUGAUCAUAUCACUUUUGCUGAGUACGCCAACGAGGGUCCCGGAAGCUGGGAGAAGAAUACGGCAGCACGAGAGGGUUUUUGGCUUUGCUACGCUUCUGACAUCGGAUACCUACUCUCUAGAACCUACUGGGACUCAAUCACAACACCACAGCCUAGCACCGUCACCCCAACCCCUGUUCCUACUGCUCCCUACAGUGGAAAGACUCCUGCUGCCGGUGCCUAUAUCGUCUCCAAGAACCCCAUUGACGGAGUCACGACUUAUGAUACCAUCCAGGCUGCUAUCGAUGCUCUACCUCUUUCCACCAAGGUCACUCCCACUGUCUUCAUAUAUCCCGGCACAUACAAGGAACAGAUCGUCCUCAGCCGACCUGGAACCACGUUCUUCAUCGGUUACUCUGAGUCGCCUAAAGAUAACACCAAGAACCAGGUCACUAUCACAUAUGAUAAGGGCAUUGACACUCAGGCUGAAGCGUUUCGGCUACCUUUUACGCCACUGGCAACUACUUCCAGGCUGUCAACAUCAACUUUGCAAACACCUUUGGCACUACCGCCAACACUAAUCCCUAUAUUAAAUCUCUUAGAGUUCUUAAAUAAGAAAGCUAGGUAG
Messenger RNA from Fusarium redolens, 2370 nucleotides. Its product is annotated as pectin lyase fold/virulence factor. The coding region runs from base 1 to 2370 and encodes 789 amino acids. The record is from RefSeq and is a predicted model, not a curated record. Gene Ontology annotation, molecular function: pectinesterase activity. Lineage: Eukaryota; Fungi; Ascomycota; Sordariomycetes; Hypocreales; Nectriaceae. The transcript is spliced from 10 exons. Gene Ontology annotation, biological process: cell wall modification.